UCGCAUCUGUUAAAAGCAACAGUUCCUUGUUUUCGUAUCAAGUAAAAUAGUUGCUGUGUGUGCGCGACGAGUUACAUUUCCGGAAGGAAUUGAACAAUUAAAAGGAAAUUAUGUCUACGAGGCCGAUAGAUUGGAAGUUGUUAGACUUGGUAAACUUACUAAAAUCAAUCGUGUUAACAGUAAGAGCAUCCUUCUUCGCAUUCUUGUACCCUAAGUUCGUCGAACUUAUUUACAAUGAAAAUGUUACUGUGUUCAAACGAGAAGUAUUUGCCGAUAUCGGCUCCAUUAUUCCAUCAAAGAAAAAUGGACCAAUUAGAAUUUUGGAGGUAGGAAUUGGACCUGGAUAUAAUUUGGAAUUCUAUCCCAAAAAAUGUCAACUCAUUGCACUGGACAAGAACCCAUAUUUCGAAAAGGUGCUGCUGCAAAACUUACAGAAGCACCCAGAAAUUACUUUAGAAAAGUUUGUCAAUGAACGUGCCGAGAAUAUGGCCUCGAUACCAUCAAACAGUAUUGACGUGGUCGUUACUUCGAGUAUACAUUGCAGUGUGGAUAACAGUCAACGUGUUUUGAAGGAAAUUCGAAGAGUUUUGGUGCCCGGUGGUCGAUAUUACUUCUUUGAACAUUGCAUCGAUGAACCUGGUACUACUCGAUUUAAAUGGCAAAAAUUCGUAAAUAAGAUUCGACUCUGGCAGUUGACGUGGCAUGGAUGUGUUUUCUCUGAUUUUGAAUCGAAAAUUUCAAAAUUUGGUCUUUUCAAUUACAAAGGGAAACGUUACACUAUGCAAAAACAGUCUUGGACUUGCUAUGUAUCUUAUCUAAUUGCGUCUCAUUAUGGUGGAUGUGCUGUAAAAGAAAAAUAAUUUAUCAGUGCUGUCUUAUGAAUAAAUGGAUUUAGAUCAACAGACGACCACU
Molecule: messenger RNA, 912 nt
Organism: Bradysia coprophila
Lineage: Eukaryota; Metazoa; Arthropoda; Insecta; Diptera; Sciaridae
Source: RefSeq, a predicted model, not a curated record